AUGAGUGCUGAAGGUUUCAGUGUUCGUGCGCUGAAUCGGGUGUUGAAGGAGGAAAUAAUCAACAAGCCUCUGCUAACGCUGAAGCUGGCCAUUCCCUCAGGUAUCUACACCCUGCAGAACAACCUGCUCUAUGUGGCUCUGUCAAAUCUAGAUGCAGCUACCUACCAGGUUACGUAUCAGCUGAAAAUUCUCACUACAGCCCUGUUCUCCGUGUCCAUGUUGGGCAAAAUACUCGGCAUUUACCAGUGGCUCUCACUAGUCAUUCUGAUGACUGGAAUUGCACUUGUCCAGUGGCCAGCUGAAGUUACAUCAAGCACCAAGCAGGAGGAUCUGACUGCCAGCUCUCAGUUGAUGGGUCUGCUGGCUGUGCUUGUGGCCUGCUUCUCCAGCGGAUUUGCUGGCGUGUAUUUUGAAAAGAUCCUCAAAGAGAGCAAGCAGAGUGUCUGGAUCCGUAAUAUUCAGCUAGGUUUAUUUGGACUGAUUUUUGGACUUGGGGGAGUGUUUGCGUACGACGGAGAAAGAGUGCAGGAGAAUGGACUCUUUCAAGGGUACAAUCAUGUGACGUGGACUGUGGUGGCUCUUCAGGCUUUGGGUGGGUUAGUCAUUGCAGCUGUCAUCAAAUAUGCAGAUAACAUCCUGAAGGGCUUUGCCACAUCCAUCUCAAUCAUUCUGUCCACCCUCAUCUCUUAUUUCUUGUUGGAAGAUUUUGACCCUACUAGUGUGUUUAUCCUGGGUGCGAUGCUGGUUAUCGCUGCUACGUUUCUCUACGGGUAUGAGAGCACACCUGCGGUCAACCCUAGUAAAGUAUAGAAGACUGGACAUGAGAUGAUAAACAAUCAUCAGGAGAUGCUCUACUUCAGGUGAAGUUCAGGACAAGAGAACCGGUGUAUUGUAAGGACGCUAUUAGAAGGUAGCACAAAAAAAAAUAAUAUUAUAUGACAUCAACACACCAGGAAUCAAACUCCUGCUUCUGACGUAUUAGGUGGCAGGACUGUU
Sinocyclocheilus anshuiensis is the source of this 996-nucleotide messenger RNA. Its product is annotated as UDP-N-acetylglucosamine transporter-like. Gene Ontology annotation, cellular component: Golgi membrane. The record is from RefSeq and is a predicted model, not a curated record. Bases 1 to 810 code for a protein of 269 amino acids. Gene Ontology annotation, molecular function: pyrimidine nucleotide-sugar transmembrane transporter activity. Gene Ontology annotation, biological process: pyrimidine nucleotide-sugar transmembrane transport. Lineage: Eukaryota; Metazoa; Chordata; Actinopteri; Cypriniformes; Cyprinidae. The transcript is spliced from 7 exons.